Bursaphelenchus xylophilus (pine wood nematode) is the source of this 2452-nucleotide messenger RNA. The record is from the annotation of a GenBank genome assembly. Lineage: Eukaryota; Metazoa; Nematoda; Chromadorea; Rhabditida; Aphelenchoididae.
AUGGCUGUUGCAGAACUAAAUAGUCUGCUUGAAGCGGAUGACUAUUCUGACCCAGAGGAUUUCAUCGACGACAUCAAGGAUGAAGGUAAGAAGUAUUCAGUUUCGUCAUUGUGCUUUUAGAACUUUUGGCUGAUCUUUAUGAGAAGGAGCCUUCCACAGAAAUCUACGAAGAAAGAUGCGUCAUGGUAUGGGGAAUCCCUAUCAUUGCUGCUGAAAGGUUACCGAAACUGAAAGGUGUUUUGGCCAAAGUGUUCGGUCUCCAGAAAACGUCGUAUGUUGAUGAAUAUCCGCUUGAUGCGGAGGGCAAAACUAAGGUAAGUCUUAAGAAUGAGUUGUAUUAUUUCUCAGGGAUAUUGUUUUAUUGAGUACCCAACUAAGGAUGCUGCCGAAUCCGCGAGAAUCUUGAUUGACAACUUUAAUUUGGACAAAAACCAUACCUUCAGUGCGUACUCUUUUAGCACUUUGCGAAACCUUGCCGAACCUGAUCCCAAUUGGAAAGUUCCUGAGAGAAGAACCUUUACCAAUGUUGUAAGUUUUCGGAAAACGUUCGUAAUUAAUUGUGGUUUAGGGCGAUCUCUGGUGGUGGGUGCAAAACAACAAAUGUUAUGACCAAUUUGCUAUUCAAGUCCACAAUCCCAACACUGGAGCAGUUACUUUGGCCAAUUAUUGGAAUCAGAAUGGAACUGAAGUAGCACUGUGCGAGGAAGGAGCAAAAGAGGUAUGAUUUCCCGUUCACCUGGAUAUACCACGUCAUUGCAGAAUUGGUCGGAGAGUAUCUUCAAAUGGUCCCCUUAUGGUACCUAUUUGGCUUCUUUCCAUCGAAUGGGGGUUGCUUUAUGGGGAGGAGAAAAGUUCACUAGAGUUCAGAAGUUUACUCACGAGAAUGUCGAAUACAUCGAGUUUUCCCCAUGUGAAUCGUGAGUCUGCUCAUUAUUUUUUUGUCAGUUUUAAUUUUAGGUAUUUGGUAACGUACUCAUGCAACGAUCGCCGGGGAGGUACUGACAUGACUAACUCGCUGCGUAUCUUUGAUGUGUUUACUGGAGAAUGCAAGAAGACCUUCUCACCAUCAAGCCAAGGACAGGGUGCUGUUAAUUCUUGGCCUUUCUUCAAGUGGUCUCAUGACGAAAAAUAUUUUGGAUUCUGUCGCCCCAAAGGAAACAAUAUCUUUAUCUACGACACUGAAACCUUCACCUUAAAUCAAAAUAAGUCUAUUGAACUGGAUGGACUUGUUUCUUUCGAAUGGAAUCCGGCAAAGAAUAUGUUUGCUUAUUAUUGUGAAGAAAGAGUAAGAUUUAAGAUUAAGAAUUUGCUUCUUUAUAUCUCUAUUUGUUUAAUUCAAACCUAAAAUCGGAACUUUUAGCCCGCCGCCAAUGCUCCAGCCGAAAUUGGAAUUGUGGAAUUCCCAUCACGGGAAAAGCUGAGAGCCCAAAGAAUCUUCUCCGUUUCUUGUGCGAAUCUAUUCUGGCAAAAAUCUGGAAAUUACCUGGCCGCGCAUACCGAGAGGUACAAUUCAAUGAGAAAGACAAAGGAAGGCACCAUGAAGUUGACUGGGGUUGCGUCUCAUCUUGAAAUCUUUGACUUCUCGUCUAAGCUGAUCGCCGUUCAGACCAUGCAAUUGGCUGAACCUUUCAUCAGCUUCGGAUGGGAACCUAAGGGUAAGUGCAAAUACAAGUCAAGAAAACUUUCAUAGGUGAUCGAUUCUGCGCUCUGCAGGGAUCUUCGAACAAGGCAAUCCCUUGCAUUUACAAGAUCGAAAAGGACAAACCAACCCCUCAACUGGUUGCUAAAUUGGAUGCUGGAAUUCAAUUAAACACCGUCUCUUGGGCCCCACAGGGUGGAUACCUGACUGUUUAUGGUAACGGGUCAACGGCAGGAAAUGUGAUCUUUAUUGAUUGCAACGGACCUGAAGUCACGAAGACGAGAACAGUAGAACAUCCUAACUUGAAUUAUGUAAGUUCCUAUGCUGUUUCGAUCCUACUUUUAGUGUGCUUGGGAUCCGACUGGUAGAUACUUCGUGAGUGCUUCCGUCCAAAACACGCGCCAUGAUUCAAGUUACCGAAUCCAUUCCUUCCAAGGCCGUGAAUUGUACAAGAAGAGUAUUGAAACGAUUGUUCGAUUCCGAUGGCGACCACGGCCUCCUGUCCAUCUUUCAGAACAGAAGCAAAAGGAAAUCAAGAGGAACCUCAAAACGAUCUCCCAGAAAUUCGAGGAGGAAGAUCGGAGAGAGCAGCAAAAACUGUCGAAGGAAUUGGUCGAAAAAAGGAUAAUUAUCACACAAGAGUUCGAGGCUAGACGUGCGAAGCACCGGGAAGCUUAUGAGAAAGAAAAAGCGGAGAGAAUCAAGCUCCGACGAGGAUUCGACGCCGAUCUACCGCCCACCGACACUAUCGAGGAAGAAGUCACCGUGGUUGUUAACACUGAGAAAACCGAAAUUAAGGAUGCCGAUGAUUAA